AAAAUCCACCCACCACCCACCAUACACUAAAGACCAUCCUGGGAUAACAAUGGAGUCUUCAGCCAUUGAUCCAGGUGUUAUCAAUGAGAAGAUGCUUCGGGUUGCUAUUGAAGAGCAAGGAUACCGUGGUGAAGCACAGAGAUUGUCGCAGUUGGAGCCCAUUAAUUACGCCAAAAUUACAAGCAUUCGACUAGAAUUUCUAAACAUACUAAAAAUAGACCACUUGUGGGUACUCACAAAUCUAACAAAAUUGUCAUUAAACUACAAUAAAAUUGAUAAAAUUGAAAAUUUGCACAUGCUGACGAAGCUAACGGACUUAGAUCUCUCAUUUAACUAUAUCGAGAAGAUUGAAAAUUUAGAGAAACUCACACAAUUGGAAGUUAUCAGUUUGUAUUCGAAUCGCAUUCAGCAAAUUGAGAAUCUCCACCAUCUGGAGCAUCUGCAGAUAGUCAGUUUGGCAAAAAAUUGCAUUAAGACGUACGAUGGCAUUGAGAAAUUGAGAUUUCUCAAGAAACUCUCCGUUAUCAACUUGGAGGACAAUCCAAUUUCUCGAGAUCUAGACAAUCCCACCAGUGAGUACGUGGCGGCCUUUCUACCCCAAAUUAAAUACUACAAUUACACCCUAAUUGCUGAUGAGACGCGUGCAAGUGCCAGAGAGAAAUACUCUCGCGAACUGCGAAAACUCGAGGAAAUUGAAAGUGAGGAAAAAGUGUUGCGUGAAAAAAUCGAAAAGGACGCCAAGGAAGAAGUACUCCUUAGACAAUGCUUCGUGGAAUUUCUGAAUCGUCAUCAGUUAUUCGACUCUCUCUUUGAUGCCUCAGACUCCGUGCUUAAUGUUGACGAGAAGGCUAUUGGGCUUCGCAUGGAGUUCAAGGAUCGCUAUUUAAGCAUUGCUGAGGAGUUAAGAAAAGUUGGAGUGGACGAGGACAAAAGGCGUCAGGUUGAAAUUGCUGAAUUCAGGAAAUGCAUCGAAGAAGCUCGAACAGAAACUCAGAAAAAAGCUCAAAUGCUUAUUGAAAAAUAUUUGGAGGAAAAGGAAGAAAAUACUCUGGAUGCUUCAUGCAUCGCCGAACGUCUGGAUGAGAUGUGGAAGUUCUUGAUGGAAGAGGAAGUGCUUCUGUUCGAAAACAUUGAGGCUGGGAUUGAGACUUUUCGGUCCAACAUGGAGCACAUGAUUGAAGAAUUCUUCCACAAAGCCCAAAUAUGCCUGAAUAAGAUCAGGGAAGCUGAUACUUUGUACCUGGAUGCUCUAGAAGAGUCCGUUACAGAAUUCAUCAUGCUGAAAAUUACGUCGUCAAGGGAAAAUGAGAUUCCAACGGAUCUUAAGGACACAGACUCAAUUGCAAGUCGCAUUAUUCAGAUGGGUCAGAGGCAUAGGCUCAAAAUUGAUGAGAUCAAGAGAGUACUCAUGGAGAGGGCUAAGGCUUGGGUUAAGGAGUUCAUUAAGGGACUGCAUGAGGAAGAAGUACAGAGGAAUCGAGCCAAGAUUAUCGAAAUCAACUAUUUUCUGGACUACGAGAGAGAGAAACAUGACGCAAAUCUCGUGUAAAAUUUUAUUGCUGCAAUAAUAUCUUUA
Messenger RNA from Phlebotomus papatasi, 1576 nucleotides. RefSeq names its product dynein regulatory complex subunit 3 (gene TbCMF46). Bases 50 to 1549 code for a protein of 499 amino acids. The transcript is spliced from 4 exons. Gene Ontology annotation, molecular function: protein binding. The record is from RefSeq and is a predicted model, not a curated record. NCBI's taxonomy places the organism in Eukaryota, Metazoa, Arthropoda, Insecta, Diptera, Psychodidae.